AUGAAACAAACUCAUGUUCAAAAACAUCACAAACUUACGUUCAACAAACACAAAAACUUAAGUUCAAACACGACACAAACAAGUUCAACCAAAACAGAAAGUCAAGUUUUACAAUUGCCACAACCUCAAGUUCAACAAAUUCCACACCCUCAACUUAAAAAAAACCACAAACUCAAGUUCAAAAACACCACAAACUCAAAUUCAAACACAACACAAACUCAAGUUCAACAAAAACCACAAACUCAAGUUCAAACACGAAACUCAAGUUCAAAAACACCACCAACUCAAGUUCAACAAAAACCACAAACUCAAGUUCAACAAACAAUCAAAAUCAAGUUCAAACACAACACAAACUCAAGUGCAAACACGACACAAACUCAAGUUCAAACACGAAACUCAAGUUCAAAAACACCACCAACUAAAGUUCAAAAAGACCACAAACUGAAGUUCAACAAAGACACAAAAUCAAGUUCAAAAACACCAUUAACUCAAGUGCAAACACGACACAAACUCAAGUUCAAACACGAAACUCAAGUUCAAAAACACCACCAACUAAAGUUAAAAAAAAACCACAAACUCAAGUUCAACAAAGACACAAAAUCAAGUUCAAAAACACCAUUAACUCAUGUGCAAACACGACACAAACUCAAGUUCAACAAACACCACAAACUCAAGUUCAAACAUGAAACACACUCAGGUUCAAACAUGACACAAACUAUAGUUCAACCAACAACCAAAUCUCAAGUUUUACAAUUGCCACAACGUCAAGUUUAA
Xyrichtys novacula (pearly razorfish) is the source of this 774-nucleotide messenger RNA. The record is from the annotation of a GenBank genome assembly. NCBI's taxonomy places the organism in Eukaryota, Metazoa, Chordata, Actinopteri, Labriformes, Labridae.